Molecule: messenger RNA, 1786 nt
Organism: Pelobates fuscus (common spadefoot toad)
Lineage: Eukaryota; Metazoa; Chordata; Amphibia; Anura; Pelobatidae
Gene: PFKFB1
Product: 6-phosphofructo-2-kinase/fructose-2,6-biphosphatase 1
Exons: 14
Coding region: 131-1612 (493 amino acids)
Biological process (GO): fructose metabolic process; fructose 2,6-bisphosphate metabolic process
Cellular component (GO): 6-phosphofructo-2-kinase/fructose-2,6-biphosphatase complex; cytosol
Molecular function (GO): 6-phosphofructo-2-kinase activity; fructose-2,6-bisphosphate 2-phosphatase activity; ATP binding
Source: RefSeq, a predicted model, not a curated record
CAGUGUACACUCUCCCUGCAGGCUCCCCUUGGCUGGGCUGCCCUGCUCACAGCACGCGCUGAGCACACACUCGGCACACCGGGUCAGGUGACCUUCCCUGGUCAUAGGGAGCCCGGGCACAGCGCCGACCAUGCAUUCUGAGGCAGACCAGGCGGCCGCAGCGCACACAGAGCCACCGGGAAGGAGCCCCAGGCAGCAGAUGGCAGACAGGCUGAGAGAGCUCACCCAGACACGGUUGCAGAAGAUAUGGAUUCCCCAACAGUGCGAGAGACUGCAGCAGAGGAGAGGAUCCUCCGUCCCCCAGUUCACCAACUCUCCAACUAUGGUGAUAAUGGUUGGACUUCCUGCCCGUGGGAAAACCUACAUCUCAAAAAAACUGACUCGCUACCUCAACUGGAUCGGAACACCCACUAAAGUGUUUAAUGUGGGUCAGUACCGCCGUGAAGCUGUGCAGACUUACAAAAACUACGAGUUUUUCCGUCCGGAUAAUGAAGAAGCGAUGAAGAUCCGCAAGCAAUGCGCCCUCAAUGCUUUGAAAGAUGUCAAGACUUACCUGUUGGAGGAGGGAGGCCACGUGGCGGUGUUUGAUGCCACAAACACCACAAGAGAGAGACGGUCUAUGAUUCUGCAGUUUGCCCGGGAGAAUGGUUUCAAGGUAUUUUUCAUCGAGUCUGUAUGUGAUGACCCUGGUAUAAUCGCUGAAAAUAUCAUGCAAGUGAAACUGUCCAGCCCUGACUAUAAGGACUGUGAUCGCGAGAAAGUGGUGGAAGACUUCCUGAAGAGGAUCGACUGUUAUCAGAUCACCUACGAGCCUCUACAUGAGGAACACGACAGGGCUCUGUCUUACAUUAAAAUAUUUGACGUCGGGAACCGAUACCUAGUGAACAAAGUACAGGACCACGUGCAGAGCCGUACCGUGUAUUACCUCAUGAAUAUACAUGUCACCCCGCGUUCCAUCUAUCUGUGCAGACAUGGAGAGAGUGAGCUCAACCUCCUGGGAAGAAUUGGGGGGGACUCUGGACUCUCACAGCGUGGCAAGCAGUUUUCAAUUGCACUGGGUAACUUUGUAAAGUCUCAGAAGAUUCCAGACCUGAAAGUGUGGACCAGUCACAUGAAACGUACCAUCCAAACGGCUGAAGCGCUGGGUGUCCCCUAUGAGCAGUGGAAGGCACUAAACGAAAUUGAUGCGGGAGUCUGUGAAGAGAUGAUGUAUGAAGAGAUACAAGUCAACUACCCUGAAGAAUUUGCACUGAGAGAUCAGGACAAAUACCGUUAUCGAUAUCCAAAGGGAGAGUCCUACGAAGACUUGGUACAGAGACUGGAGCCAGUGAUGAUGGAGUUGGAACGUCAAGAAAAUGUCCUAGUGGUUUGUCACCAAGCUGUCAUGCGAUGUCUCCUGGCCUACUUUCUGGACAAGAGUGCAGAAGAACUGCCCUAUUUGAAAUGCCCCUUGCACACGGUGUUGAAACUGACCCCUGUGGCUUAUGGCUGUAAGGUGGAAUCAAUUUACCUGAAUAUAGAAGCUGUGAACACCCAUAGGGAGAGGCCUCUGAAUGUGGAAGUGUCACGAGACCCAGAAGAUGCACUGCUUACUGUACCUGAACACUUUUAACUGGACUGAUUUCAUUUUUUUUUUUUUUAACUGCAAUGUGUGCAUUUUUUUAAACUUCGUUUUGUUUUUAAUCUGGUCAGUAACCUGAAGGAAGAGUAACUGGAGCAAUCAUGACAAGUUCAAAUGCCUGCGAACACCUAUUUUAUCUGCAUUAAACAGGGGUGUUUGCAAGAA